ACUAUUGUAAGCAUGACCCGUUUGGAUCAAGUAGAGCGAAUGAUAGUAAAAUACCCCGAUUUCCCUUCCAAAGGAAUAUUGUUUCUCGAUAUUUUCCCCUUAUUUAAAAGUCCUUCCGCUAUAAAAGCGUUAUUGGAGGAAUUUCAAAGACACAUUACUCCUUUGUUAAAGGUUGACACCAUUGUUGGUUUAGAGGCACGCGGUCUUUUAUUUGGUCCUACUCUUGCACUUAAGUUGGGCUGCGCUUUCGUUCCUGUCCGAAAAGCCGGUAAGUUACCUGGACACACCGUGAGCGUAGAAUACAAGAAGGAGUAUGGUAUCGACAAGCUUGAAAUACACGCUGAAAGCAUCAGUUUUGGAGAUAACGUCGUGAUCAUAGAUGACGUCCUCGCUACUGGUGGAACUAUGAAGGCUGCUGUGGACCUGGUAAAAAAGCUCGGCGGAAAUGUUAUAAAAUGCUUGGUGCUUAUCGAAAUCACCGAGUUAAAGGGAAAAGAUAUUGUCGGCGCUCCUUGUUACGCACUUUUUGAAAAUUAAUGGGACAUACAUAUAAUACUUUUCAUCCCACGCCCAUAGCGCUUUGAAAUAUUAGCGCACC
Messenger RNA from Zophobas morio, 598 nucleotides. RefSeq lists its product as uncharacterized. Gene Ontology annotation, molecular function: adenine phosphoribosyltransferase activity; AMP binding; adenine binding. NCBI's taxonomy places the organism in Eukaryota, Metazoa, Arthropoda, Insecta, Coleoptera, Tenebrionidae. The record is from RefSeq and is a predicted model, not a curated record. Gene Ontology annotation, cellular component: cytoplasm. The coding region runs from base 13 to 537 and encodes 174 amino acids. The transcript is spliced from 4 exons. Gene Ontology annotation, biological process: AMP salvage; adenine salvage.